AGCUCUUUAGCCAAGAUAGAGCCUGUGAAAAUUCAUAUGUGUUCAAAGAGUUGUAUUCCAUAUACAGGAGACUAUAAGGACUUACAAGUUUGUCCUUAUAUCACAAAGGGUCAAAAUACCUGUAAAGAAAAUCAAUACAUUGCUGGGUCAAAAUCAAAGCCAAAAUCACAAAUACUCUGUGUCUCAUUUAUCCCAAUUAUCCAAGCAAUGUUCUCAAACAAAGAGUCAUCACAAAUGCUAAGAUACAGGGAUAAAUGA
This is a messenger RNA of Serpula lacrymans var. lacrymans S7.9, 258 nucleotides long. RefSeq lists its product as uncharacterized. Lineage: Eukaryota; Fungi; Basidiomycota; Agaricomycetes; Boletales; Serpulaceae. The transcript has a single exon. The annotation marks the transcript as partial. The record is from RefSeq and is a predicted model, not a curated record.